AAAUGUGUUAUUAGCAAACUUUCAGGACAUCACUGGCUGGAGUGUCUACAAGAUGAGUCUGGUUGCAAAUUAAACUUUGAUAAAUUUACUAAAGAGUAUUCAGACAAAAGUAACACUGGACAGAAAUACAGCAGUCAAAAUAUUUGUAAACAAAAGACUAUAGAAGCAAAAAGAAGUAAAUAUAUAUAUAUUGGGAUUUUAGAAGAAAAAUAAUGGAAAAGAGUGAGAAACUAAAGGAACGGAAUUUUCCAGAAGAUAGAGAAAAAGGAAGUCAAAAAUUGUCACAUGACUGUGAUGUCUGUAAAAAGUCUUUCUCACAAAAGGGUCACUUAAAUAUGCACAAACGUAUUCAUACAGGACAGAAACCAUUUCACUGUGAUAUUUGUGGUAAAUUGUUCUCUCAAAAAUAUACUUUGACCACACACAAACGUAUUCAUACUGGCGAGACACCAUAUCACUGUGAUAUUUGUGGUAUAUCAUUCUCUCAAAAGCAUAUAUUAACUACACACAAACGUAUUCAUACAGGGGAGAAGCCAUUUCACUGUGAUAUCUGUGGUAGAUCAUUCUCUCAAAGUAGUAACUUGACUACACACAAACGUAUUCAUACAGGAGAGAAGCCAUAUCAUUGUGACAUCUGUAGUACAUCAUUCUCUGUUCGAAGUGCUUUAAAUUCUCACAAGCGUAUUCAUACAGGAGAGAAACCAUUUUACUGUGAUAUCUGUGGUAAAUCAUUCUUUCAGAAAUAUACCUUGACUAACCACAAACGUAUUCAUACCGGAGAGAAACCCUAUCACUGUGAUGUCUGUGGUACAUCAUUCUCUGACAAAAGUGCUUUCAAUUGUCAUGAACGUGUUCAUACAGGGGAAAAGCCGUACCAAUGUAACAUCUGUAGUAAAUCAUUCUCUCAAAGUUGUACUUUAACUUCUCACAAACAUAUUCAUGCAGGAGUGAAACCUUAUUCCUGUAACAUCUGUGGUAAAUCAUUCUCUCAAAGUAGUGUUUUAACUUCUCAUAAACGUAUUCAUACAGGGGAGAAGCCAUUUCACUGUGACAUUUGUGGUAAAUCAUUCUUUCAAAGUAAUGACAUAACUAGACACAAACGUAUUCAUACCGGAGAGACUCCGUAUCACUGUGAUAUCUGUGGUAAACCAUUCUCUCGAAAAUAUAACUUGACUAUACACAAACGCAUCCAUACUGGAGAAAAGCCUUAUCACUGUGAUGUCUGUGGUACAUCUUUCUCUCUCCAAAGUGCUUUAAAUUCUCACAGGCGUAUUCAUAUAGGGGAGAAACUAUUUCAUUGUGACAUCUGUGGUAAAUCAUUCUUUCAAAAAUAUACUUUGACUAACCACAAACGUAUUCAUACAGGAGAGAAGCCUUAUCAUUGUGAUGUCUGUGGUACAUCUUUCUCUGACGGAAGUGCUUUCAUUUCUCACAAGCGUGUUCAUACAGGAGAGAAGCCAUAUCAGUGUAACAUCUGUAGUAAAUCAUUCUCUCGAAGUACUGUUUUAACUUCUCACAAACGUCUCCAUACAGGAGAGAAACCAUAUUUCUGUAAUAUCUGUGGUAAUUCAUUCUCUCAAAGUAGUACUUUAACUUCUCAUAAACGUAUUCAUACAGGUUAGAAGCCAUUUCACUGUGACAUUUGUGGUAAAUCAUUUGUAGUAACUUAAUUACUCACAGAUAUAGCCAUGUCAUUGUGAUGUCUGUGGUAAAUCAUUCCUUUCAGCCAUAAACUUCACUAGACACAAGCAUAUUCAUAUAGGAGAGUCACCAUAUCACUGUGAUAUCUGUGGUAAAUCAUUCUCUCAAAGUGGCAGCUUAGCUACUCACAAACGUUUCUAUACAGGAGAGAAGCCAUAACACUGUUAUGUCUGUGGUAGGUCAUUCCCUGUGAGUUCUACCUUAUAAAAACACAGAUAUAUCCAUACAGGAGAGAAGCCAUAUCCUUGUGAUAUCUGUGGUAGGUCAUUCACUAAACAUGGCAACUUCUCACAAAUGUGUUUAUACAGGGGAGAAGCAGCACCACUGAUUCGUGGUAAAUCUUUCUCUAUAAGUGGUAACUUAACUCUUUACUAUGCAGAUUAUUCUAUCAAAUGUGAUGUUUAUUUAUUUACGUUAUUUUCAAUUUGUCAUGCAUUAUCUCAAAGCUUUCAAGUUUUGAUGAUAUGAUUAUUUUUAGAAUGACAUUAUAGGGUAGGUGUAAGAGGCCAACUCUGGCUACUUUGGACAUAAAAUUGGUAGAAUAUUUGGGCCAGAUAUGGCUGAUUAAAUGCUAAAGGGUUAACACUAAAAGUAUCAACAUUUCUUUCUUCUUACAAGGACCAUAGCAGUCAUUUUUGUCCCCCUUUGAAAAUCGUUAUUCAGUACAAUCUAUUUUGAAUAUAAGCAAAUGCAGUGAAUAAAGGAUUUGAAAACACAUUCUUUUAGCAUUUAUCUACAUACAAGAAAUAUAUAUCUAUAGACACAUGUAUAUGAAAUGAUGCUCAUGAUUGCACAUUCAAUACAGUUGUAGAAAUUAAAAAGUAAUAAGCAAAACUGAUGAUAAAUGACCGUUUGGUACUUCUAGUGUUAACUAAAUGUGUAUCUGUUCAUAUAGAUGUGUGACUAUCAAUGGGACAAUUCUUAAGAACAAGAAGCAUUCUCAGUUCCUCCUUAGCCAGGGACACACACACACACACCCUCUCUAACUGUAAAUGUAUUUACACAGGAAUGGAGAUAGAACAGAGUGUGAUAACAACCUCCCAACUCUAUAGUUUAUGUCACCACAUCUCAGGUAACUUACCUGUGGGAUAUUUUUUUUAAUAAAAGCAAUUUCCUCCA
Octopus bimaculoides (California two-spot octopus) is the source of this 2820-nucleotide messenger RNA. RefSeq lists its product as uncharacterized. The record is from RefSeq and is a predicted model, not a curated record. Gene Ontology annotation, molecular function: DNA-binding transcription factor activity, RNA polymerase II-specific; RNA polymerase II transcription regulatory region sequence-specific DNA binding. Gene Ontology annotation, biological process: regulation of transcription by RNA polymerase II. Gene Ontology annotation, cellular component: nucleus. NCBI's taxonomy places the organism in Eukaryota, Metazoa, Mollusca, Cephalopoda, Octopoda, Octopodidae.